AUGUCGGGCAGUGUCCAGGGUUCUGAUAUCCGGGACCGCGAUCCAGCCCCAUUUGGGCGACAGUCAUCGGCACCCACUCCCUCCUAUGAUUCCCACUCCACGCCCUCUGCACCUCCUUUGAAUGCCACGUCCUUUCCUUCACGAUCAGGCAUCGAUCCACAGACUCGGUCCGUUUCCACAAAUCAUCUUUCUUUGCGCGGGCGAGAAUCCCCCGAUCCCGGCGACUAUUAUCGCCAGCGUGGGUUUGGGACCGCCGAUGUGAGGCAUUCUGGUGAAGGCGAUGGGACAAUGGGCAUGGAUGCCACUGGCUACCCGAAAAUGAAAGAUCGAGUGUCCCCGCUGCCAGCAGAUAUGUCUGGCAGUCGGCGUCCAGCCCCUCGUUCCACGGAUUCGCCCGCACUCGGAGAUCUGUCUGGGUCUUCUUUCCCUAGGUCCCGGCAAACCUCUUUCAAAGACCUUGUCAAGCGAUUUGACAAUCCCUCCGAUCCAGUUCUUCCCUUGCCUUCUCGGUCAGCAUCCCGAGCCGCAAGUCCUGCCGGCAGCGUUGACGGUGCAGAGCGACCCCGUGUUCUUUCCCGGCGACGCAACGGGCGUGAUUCUUCACCAUCGUCACCCGAGACGGAAAGGCUAGUCCCUGCGCUUUUGAGCUCGACUGCUCCGCCGCCUCUUUUUCAGCGAAUACCAGAUUCACAACCUCGCCGCCCGCUGUUUGGGGAACUGUUGUCGGUUAACACAGAAGUAAACAAUUCAGGGCACGAGUUCUCAUCGCCCCUUCGCCGCCGAGGGUCCGAGGGAAGCAUUCCAAGCCCGAACUCGACAUUCGAUCAGGCCAACCCAUCAUCGGCCCGAUCUCCGUUGACGCCGACGGCCUGGUACCUCGGACAUACGGCCUCUUUAGAGGCAGUUCAAUCAGGAACACAAAAUACCCACCGCAGGAUCCACAGUGACGCGGAGGACGGUUCCUCUUAUAAAACCUCCCUUGCAGAACCUUGGAAUUCCCAAAUGGCCGUACCGGCGCCCUUGCAGACCAAGGGCGAUGGGUCCCCCGGCACGAAUUCCAGAUCCCGCAUUCCAGUCUCUGCGUACCGCCGCACUACUGCUUCCGGCGCCGAGAGCCCCUCCAACCCGACCUUCAGUAGUCGAUCUGCCGCUUUAUCGCCCAAAGGCCAUGCCAGUCGUCUUCCCAAACCGUCCCCCAAACCGUCUCCCGUUUCGUCUCCGAAGGAUAGCCCACCCCACCACAUGACGGACGAUGCCCCGAUAACGGUGCGUGCCAGGCGGGAGUCGGCCAAUGGCCGUACCGGCAAUCCUGUUUCCGAACGAAGUCGGCUCCUUCAGGCCUACAUUGCUGCGCCGCCGCCCAAGAAGUCACCUCCCCUGCGCAGCUCACGACCCCGACAAUCUGUUUCACAUGGCACCCCAACAUCGCCGCGCUCGAAAGUGGGAGACCGAAUAUCGUCUUUUCAGAAACAAGACGACCGCAAGAUCGAGGCACGCAGUCCUCGUGAACGCCGAAUCCCCGAAUUGGGCAAUGUAGAUUUCGAGACCCGCCGGCGACUCAUCCAGCAAGCAUUCAACCGGACCGUUCAGGAGAAUGAGAGAAAGGAGGAAGAAGCAGCAGAGCUUCGGCGUCGGGCCCGACGAGACGAGGAGGGCGAAGACACUCAACCUCCCGCAGAUGACCGAUCCAGCACUCCCAGCACGCCGGUAACUAGACCCCCGGUACCUGAAAAGAUGGCGAUUCCGGCGAGAGAGCUGGUCAGCAUCACCAGUCCUCUGGAGAAGGAGCUUCCUGCUCUUCCCCAGCUUCACCUCAACACUUCUCUCCCUGUGUCGACAAAAGAUACGCCACACACCGCAAUGGACUCCCCGACGCUAGGAAUACCAUCCGCGGGAAGUCAACAGCAGCCAGGUGUGCCAGUUGGAACAUCUUCCGCCACUGAUGCCGUGCCCAGUUCGGCCGUCACCGCACAGUCUAAUGACACCCACGUCACGACAUUUGACCCGGAGCCGCAGUCCGGAUUACUUCAACGAAACCCUAGCACAUCUAAUCGAACCUUACUGAGCCAUAUAAUGCAAAUACGUGGAUCCAGCCCCGAAAGCUCCUCAUGCGACGAACCAGACUGCAGUCUUUCGGAAAACGAUGACAAGGAAUCUGUUCAAAUUAUGCUGCGCGAGACAACCUAUUUCGAUUCUUCUAGCAGCACUGACACUCAAGAACCUCAUCCGGCCCAAAUACCACAGGUUCACGUCGCCGAUCCCGUUCAAAACAGAUGGAGCAUGAGUUCAUGGUCUUCCUCGUUACGCAACCAACAUUCCACUUUCGAUGAUCGGUGUGAAGAGAGCAGCGAUGAAAUUAUCCUACAAAAGUCACUGGCAGAGCCAGAAACGGAGCCGGCGAUUCAAUCUUGCUCGGCUGCUUCAACGAGACCACCCUCUGUGGUAGAUGAUGAGGCAUCUUCAACCCCACUUCAGGAUUAUGGUGUGACGGGACCCGACACUCUCGAGGUACCCGAGCAGUCAGAAAGAAACUCAUUUUCGACUCCUCCAAGCUUGGCCAGACAGGGCAGAUGGGAUUCGAGGCGUGUUACUCAGCUUUAUCUUGAAGAGCUAACUCGGGGAGGCAGAGGUCAUAGCCUCCCUUUCCCAGCAGUUCGUGUCUCGCCUGAGCCUUCGGUCGACACCGGUUCCCGUACAGAUGGACGGACUGAUAGUCUGACGGACGACCCUGUUGUCGUUCCUCGAUUCCAAGAUUUUCCGGUCACGGAUCGCCUCUCCCACACUGCGAGCUUGGUCGGGCGAGACGAUUGGGAACAUGCUUCUCCGUCCAUCAUGGACUGGAUGCAAAUUGCAGCUGACGAUGAUGCUGCCAGUCCGGCUGCCGAUAAGACUGGCCGUGCCCCGGACGGUGUGCCCACGCCACGCCUCAUGACCUCUGCGGCCGAUUUAAACACAUCUUACCAGCCGGACACCGGCCUCGGGUUAUCUAUCAACAUUCAAGACCCGCGUGAGCUACCAACGAUCCCUCCAUCACAGUCGCCCUCGCAGUUCAGGAUUGACGAUAAAACGCCCACGGGAGACGUCCCCCCUCACAACGGCAUUCUUUCUGCAUUGGGAGGUGCGACUCAUAGCACGGGUAGUAGUGAAGACUCAUCUUUCCGACGCCUUGAACCCAGCCAGUCUCCUCAAGCCGCAGACUCAUCCGCCACAUCCUUGGCUCCGUCUACUGAGCAGCUGGCGCGCAUGCAAUCGAAGAAGUCGCCUUCUCCAGAACAGCGUCGUCUCAAGAAACGACGUCACAUCAUCAAGGAGCUCGUUGAUACCGAGUACUCGUUUGGUCGCGACAUGAAAGUUGUCGACGACAUUUACAAAGGCACUUCAAGUUCUUGUCUCGAUCUCUCGGCGGACGAUGUCAAAAUUCUCUUUGCCAAUUCAGACCUAGUUGUGCAGUUUUCCAUGGCGUUUCAGGAUGCUCUCAAACAGGCCGCUAGAAGCAUCUACGUGAUGCCCAAGUCCCAGCGAUGGAACAGCAAGCGCAGUACUCGCAACAACCGGCCCCGCUCCUCUGGUGCUGAUGAACAGUCUCCCGGGGAUGUGGGAAAGUCGGAUUUAGAAAAAGAUCGGUUGACCUCGAUCGGUCUGGCAUUCAUGAACCACAUGGCCCAGAUGGAGAAGGUCUAUACCGAUUACUUGAGGAACCACGAUGCUGCCAACAAGAAGCUCCAAGUCCUGCAACGCAACCCGAAGGUUGCUAUCUGGCUGAAAGAAUGUCGGGAAUGGGCAGCAGAUCUGACGAGUGCCUGGGAUUUGGACUCGUUGCUGGUCAAACCCGUGCAGCGAAUUCUGAAGUAUCCGCUUCUUCUCUCUGAGCUGCUCGAGUCCACGCCAAAUGACCAUCCGGACCGCUUGGCUCUAUCUAAUGCUCUUCAAGAAGUCACGAACAUUUCUAUUCGUAUCAAUGAAAUGAAGAAACGAGUAGACCUUGUCGGGCAGGUUGUUGGUCGAAAGCGCAAGGAGUCCGAUGUGCGCACGGGUUUGUCGAAGGCCUUCGGUCGUCGCACAGAGAAAUUGCGGCAGCAGGUUGGCCUCUCAGAUAUGUUUGAGGACAAGAUCUAUGACGCAUUGUCACAAAAGUUCGGCGACGGGUAUUUCCAGUUGCAGGUGGUCAUGCGUGACGUUGAGAUGUAUACGCAGGAGACGCAGGCCUCCAUUGACCGAUUGAACGAGUUUGUUGCCGCCAUUGAAGGAGUCAUCGAUGUGACCCAGUCCAACUAUUCCGAGUUGGAGAGUAAGUGGCGCCGAUUCAAGAUGACGAUCCGCGAGAUCCUCACAGCAGCCCUACCGGAACAUCUUGAUGUGGUUCGCCAAAGUGUCAUCAAUCCCAUGGUUAACUUGCUCAAGCUUCACGAGGGUCCACAACGCGUGAUGAAGAAACGCGACAAGCGCCUCCUGGACUAUGCGCGUUAUAAAGCCGUCAAGGACCGCGGCGACAAACCUGACAAGAAAACCACCGAACAGGGCGAGCAGUUCAUGGCUUUGAAUGAAGCUCUCAAGGACGAAUUGCCCAGAUUCUAUGGGCUGACGGCCAAGCUGAUGGAAGCGUGUCUCAAGAAUUUCGUUGAAGUUCAAACAACGUGGUACGGCGUGCUCCAGAAAAAGAUCGGGACUCAUGUGGAAACUUUCCCCAAUGAUCUCCAGAAGGUGAUCAGCGACUGGAACAGCGACUACGCGUUCUCCGAUGCACAGGUACUUUCUUUGGGUGUCUGUAACGGAGCCUUGCUGGCCGACACGGUCAACCUGGUCAAUUUCAACACGCCCUCUACUGGGACGAAUGUGAAUUCUCCCCGCCGUCCGUCUACCGUGAACAGCUCCAAUGCACGUCCGGGGUCCAUGGUGGAUGAGUCGCCCAAGAAUUCUCAUGAUUUCAGUGUCGGGAGCCAGCCCUUCCAGUCCCCCCAGGUAGAUGGCCAGUCAACUCAAGACCGCCGUCGGGCUGAGUCUUCGUACUCGGGUCAUGCUCCUCCUGAUACCCCGGAACUGCCCCGGAGCCAGUUAUUACAGCAAGUCACCAACACGUCCAGUUCAACUUCCCAGGCCACAAAGCCAGCGGACGAAGCGCCUUUCCCAAGAUUACCGCACUUGAGCUUGGACACACCUUUUCUGGCGGACCUGAUCGCCGGUUCGUCUAGUGAUACGAACCCGCCCGCCUCCCCAGCUGGCCGGUACUCGGGCUUCUUCUCCUCUGCCAUGCCUAUGCCGGACACGCCCACCACCGAGUCCGACGCUGCUCCCACCGACAGCAGACCGGCCAAAGCCCCAAAUGUGUUGUUCUUGGCCGCCAGCAUCUACGAGUUCAAUAUCGACCGUGCCAGACGUGAAGCUGGAUACCCCUACCUGACCUAUGUGGCGGGCGAGAUCUUCGAUGUCAUUGGGGAGAAGGGCGAGCUGUGGCUUGCCCGCAACCAGGACGAUUCCACCAGCCAGGUCGGAUGGAUCUGGAAUAAGCAUUUUGCCAAAUUGUCGUCCUGA
This is a messenger RNA of Penicillium alfredii, 5529 nucleotides long. Its product is annotated as putative Rho guanyl nucleotide exchange factor. Gene Ontology annotation, cellular component: cytoplasm. Gene Ontology annotation, molecular function: protein binding; guanyl-nucleotide exchange factor activity. The record is from RefSeq and is a predicted model, not a curated record. The transcript has 2 exons. The coding region runs from base 1 to 5529 and encodes 1842 amino acids. Lineage: Eukaryota; Fungi; Ascomycota; Eurotiomycetes; Eurotiales; Aspergillaceae. Gene Ontology annotation, biological process: intracellular signal transduction.